AUGGGAAUGGACGUGGACGAGCAGAAAGAGCUGGGCGCAUUACUGGCCUACCUGUCCCUCGAGGCCGCGGCUACGGCCAUUUUCCGUGUCACGUCGGAUGAGGGAUGGCAAGAGAUAUACUUGAACGCUGCUUUUGAGGAGCUGGAGGGUGUGGAUCAAGAGCUGGGGGGAUUGAAAGAGGCAUUGAAGCGGACACAUUCGCCAGAGCAAGAUCUGGCUUUGCUGCAUGGUCGGGUUUUGGAGGGGCGAAGAUGGAGGCUGAGAGUCAUAUCCCAUCGGCAUUGUGUGGCUUCUAUGCUGCUGCCAGUAGGAAAUACACCKGAACAGCGGAAUGGACAUACAGAACAGAUGGCCAAUGACGAUGUGAUGAUGAACGAGGAUUCCCUCGAUUGGACCAGACAUGCCAUCAAGAAUGCUUCUCCUUGGAUCGACUUGAUUCGCAAUCAUGACUGGGCUGCCACUGCCAUCGGACCGAUGCAUUCAUGGUCGCCCCUUCUCCGCCAAUACUGCCUUCACAUCAUGUCGGAUCCGGAUCCGCGCCUGCUCAUCUUCGGCGAGGGCAUGACCUUCAUCUACAACGAAGCGUGUAUUGAAGUCUUCGGGGCCAAGCACCCUCAAGUAUUGGGUCAGUCGGUUGUGGAUGCGUGGGCGGAACUCUGGGAGGAUGUGCAGCCCAUGAUCGAAGCGGCGUACAAUGGAUAUUCCACCAAACUCACCAAUUGUCCCAUGUUUCUGGAACGCCACGGUUUUCCGGAAGAGACGUUUUGGAACUUUUGCCUGGUGCCAAUCAUUGAUCCUGCCACGGGAAAUGGAGUGGGACUUGUCGAUGAGUUUACAGAAGUUUCGGCGCAAGUGACGGAUGAUCGGAGGAGAAUUAGUGUCAACAACUUGAGCAACCAGAUCAAAAAGGCCGAUACGCUGCCGGAUCUGUGGACGGCAGUACUGGAAAGCAUGGAAGAUGCGGAAGUCGACAUCCCAUUCGCCAUUCUCUACGCUGUUGUUGAUGAUGUACCGGAACGAGAGGACGAGAGCAGAUCAUCGACGUGCGAGUCACAAUCAACCACCAAUCAUCCAAAGAAGCUCGUCCUCGCCGGAACCGUGGGUAUCUCAGACGAAGACCCCAAUCUAUUCGACAUGAUCUCGCUACCUGUGAUGGAAAGUGACACUGUUGAUCUCGUCCAUCACUGCUCCGAGGCGUGGGAAACCCGGACUGCCAAAUACAUUCGCACGCAAGACGGAACUCUACCAUCUUGGCUCUCCAUUCCCAUCCCAUCUCGCAGCUACGGAGAUGCAAUCCGUACUGCACUGGUAUCUCCACUACGAUCUGCGGGAGAUGAUGUUCUAGGAGUUCUCAUUACCGGCGUCGCUCCAAGGACUCCUCUCAAUUCAUCCUACCAACUCUUCCUCAACAUCAACGCGGAGAUUGUCGAAAAGGCUGCAGCUUUGAUCUCCCUCCCGGACGAACAACGAAGAGCACAAGCUGUUUCCGAUGWGAUCACCACCUCUCUUACCCAGCAGCUUCGACUGUACACUCUUCAAGCGGAGAAGAGCGAGGCCAAGUUCUCACGUAUGGCCGCUUCCUCCCCGAUUGGCAUGUACAUGUUCUGUGUCAAGGAUGGGAAGCCAUUGUAUGCCAACGACGCAUAUCUGGAAUUGCUGGGAGUCAGUCGAGAGACGCAUGCUAUUAUUGGCAGGCCGCAUGCCGGUGCUUGGGAGGGAGUGAUUCAUGAUGAAGACAUUGACCGCUUCAUCGCUGCGUGGGACCGAGUCACAAAUGAAAAGGUGCCUGUUUCCCUCGAGUAUCGAUUGAAGAAGACGUGGAAGUCAAUCGAUAGAUCUACCGGGCAAGAACUUUCGGGCGAGCACUGGGUGCAAUCCACAGCUUUCCCCGAGAUUGAUCCUGAUGGGUCUGUAAGUACUGUUCAAGGAUGGGUUUAUGAUAUUUCACACAGAAAGUUCUCCGAGAGAAUCCAAGCGCAGAGACUUGAGGAUGCUUUGGAGAAUAAACGACAGACGGAGAAUUUUAUUGACAUGACAAGUCAUGAAAUGAGGAAUCCUCUCUCUGCCAUUCUGCAGUCUGCGGAUUCCAUCGUCAGUACGCUCUCGGGUGAUGCACCGAUCUUGAAUGAGCAGGUCAUUUUGAGUGCGGCCGUCACCGAGGACUUGAUCGAUGCAGCACAGACCAUCAUUCUCUGCGGACAGCAUCAAAAGCGAAUCGUCGACGACAUCCUCACCCUCUCCAAACUCGACGCCUCCCUCCUCGUAAUCUCCCCCGACAAAGUCCAAGCCCCAGCACUCAUCAAAAAAGCCCUCAAAAUGUACGAAGCGGAAAUCGACCGGGCAGGAAUCGAAGCAACMCUCUGCAUCGAACCCACCUACGAAGCCCUACACGUCGACUGGGUGAUUCUCGACCCGUCCCGCCUGCUACAAAUCAUGAUCAAUUUAUUAACCAACAGUAUAAAAUUCACGCAAUACUCCGAAAUCCGCAAAAUUCGAUUGUGUGUCGGGGCGAGUUAUCAGAAACCCACGGGACAGCAUCAUGGGAUUAAUUUUGUGCCGCAGAGGUAUAAUCGUCCUUGUCGAACUCCUGCUCCGGAGUGGGGACAUGGAGAGGAUAUUUAUAUUCAAAUUGCGGUUUAUGAUACGGGGAAGGGGUUGGAUGAUGAGGAGAUGAAGGUACUUUUUGGGAGGUUUCAACAGGCUAGUCCCAAGACUUAUAAACAGUAUGGAGGGAGUGGGUUGGGGUUGUUUAUUUCCAGGGAGUUGUGUGAGUUACAAGGAGGACAGAUUGGGGUGGCGAGUGGGGAUGGGCAGACGGUUUUUACGUUUUAUGUCAAGGCUAAGAGGUGGGUGCCUGAGGAGGUGCUGGUGAAGGAUUUGGGGAAAGGGGUCGAGGUUAGUGCGGCUGUGAGUCCCAUGGUCUUUUCUCGACGAGGGAGCGCGGUGUUGCCGGCUGAAGGGGUUGAUGGGCAAAUGGUCGAGCAGUUGUUGACUGAUGGGACGCUGUUGGAGAGUUUUCGUCCCCUUUCCAGGAGGAAUUCGCAGAGGAGUCCUUCUCCUUCUGCUCAGGAGAUGGACACUCUUCAUGAGGAGGUGAGAGAGAUUGCACAAGAGGGUACGAGGAUGUUGGAGGAGAAGAGGAAAACCUCACACGAACACGAGCAGCAGUUGCAUGUGUUGAUUGUUGAGGAUAACACCAUCAAUCAAAAAGUAAUGUCCCAACAACUCCGCCGCGCAGGCUGCGUCGUCCACCUCGCGAACCACGGCCUAGAAUGUCUAGAAUUCCUCCAAAAUUCCUCCUUCUGUGGCCAAACCACACCCCUCUCCAUUGUAUUACUGGAUCUGGAAAUGCCGACCAUGGACGGAUUGACUUGCAUACGACAUAUUCGACAACGACAGAAAGCCGGGGAAAUUUUUGGCCAUGUGCCUGUUAUUGCCGUCACGGCUAAUGCGAGGUCGGAGCAGAUUCAUUUUGCUAUUGAGGCCGGUAUGGAUCAGGUUGUUACGAAACCUUUUCGUAUUCCCGAGUUGGUGCCGCAGAUGGAGGCUUUGGUUGCUGAGGUUGGGCUGGAGAGAUUGAGUAAAAAACCUGGGUGA
This is a messenger RNA of Ramularia collo-cygni, 3597 nucleotides long. RefSeq lists its product as uncharacterized. The transcript has 5 exons. Gene Ontology annotation, biological process: phosphorylation; phosphorelay signal transduction system. Bases 1 to 3597 code for a protein of 1198 amino acids. Gene Ontology annotation, molecular function: phosphorelay sensor kinase activity. Lineage: Eukaryota; Fungi; Ascomycota; Dothideomycetes; Mycosphaerellales; Mycosphaerellaceae. The record is from RefSeq and is a predicted model, not a curated record.